UUUCUUGCAACUUGCAUGCAAUUGCAAUUUUUAUUGCUCCAUGUCAAGCGGGCUUAACACACACGUAUUCCAACGUUUUCUAAAACCGCUAUACCUAAGAAUAAUUGUUAUGUGAGUGUUCCUAGAUAUCCUACAAAAUUGUGACCAUAGUUUUCCCAUAAAAACUACGUCUUUGUCUUUCUGGGUGGCGGUGCAGAACCUUUUAUGAUCCCAUGCUACGGACUCUUGUUUCGUAAGAAAGCGCUUAGGGUGUUUCCAGGACUCUUACCAUUUACAUUUACCUCCCUUGUAUUGCCAUUAGAGUAACAAAAAGUAAGAAAAAAUUCUAAUAAUUUGUUUGAAAAAAUGUAUUCAAAAAAGAUCAAUUAAAAUGAGCGAAUUUUGGAAUACUUAUCGCUUUCAAAGCAGCGUUAGAUUCGGCCCUAACUAGCGCAACAUUUCCUCCCCUGAAUGGACCUCGUAUCCCUUACGGUUUCCGAGAUCACAGGCAAUGGCACAAUUGAAUUUGGGACAGCCUGUACAGUUUUAGGAUAACUUGCGCGAAGUAUGCGUAGUACACGAAAACCGCUUUGACAGAAGCAGAAAUAGGUCCUCGACACUCGACAGAAGCAAAAAUGUCUAAAUGAUGCAAGGAAAAUUUAGUAGAGCGCACGUGUCCUUUCAAUUUCUCUAUUAAUCUGUAUGGAUUCACGCGGCGCUCCACACGUGACUAUUUUGGCGGGAAAUUUGAAAUGGACUUUGUAAUAGGCGCGUUGGCGGCCUCAGGUGCGGGAUUUUUCACAAAUCCCUUAGAUGUCCUAAAGACACGUAUGCAACUGCAGGGAGAGCUGCGUGCGCGAGGACAACACGCGGUGCACUAUCGCAACGUUUUCCAUGCAGCAAUUGUCGUAGUGAAAAACGAUGGAAUUUUAGGAUUGCAAAAAGGUUUACCGGCCGCUGUUGUGAUGCACGGUAUUCGAAAUUGCGUGCGACUGGGAGGCUACCAGUGGGCGCACAAGAGGGGAUAUGUAACUGACGAGCACGGGAAGACGGUGUUUUACAAAGGAUUUUGCGUGAGUGCGCUUACAGGUGCCGCCGGUGCUUUUUUUGGUAGCCCCCUAUUUCUCAUUAAAACACAAAUGCAAUCUCAAAGCACAAAAUCGGUCGCCGUUGGUUAUCAGCAUGGCCGUACAGGGACUCUGUCUGCAAUUAAAGAAAUAUACACGGAACAUGGGAUUCGUGGACUGUGGAGAGGAGCAGGUGCGACCAUGCUAAGAGCGGUAGCAGGAUCAUCGGCACAAUUAACAUCGUUCGCUAUGACCAAGGAUUUAUUAAACGAUUACCACAUCUUCGAUAAUUCUCCCACAUUACGGACAUUUUCUGCCAGUAUUGUAGGAGGGGUGUUUCAAGCGCUCGCAAUGCAACCAUUCGAUUUAGUUUCCACACGCCUAUACAAUCAGCCCGUCGACGAAAUCGGUACAGGUCUACUGUACAAAAAUAUACCAGACUGUUUCCGAAAGAUAUGGAAAACGGAGGGUGUCUUCGGAUUUUAUAAGGGGCUGACGGCGCACUAUAUGAGAUUAGGGCCUCACGGAGCGCUGACCCUCGUAUUUUGGGAUUCGCUCAAGGAUCUUCAAAAGACCUUCCAAUCAAAACAUCAAAUAUCUUAGUAUUAUAGUACAGUUAAUGUAGCCCUUACUAAUCUAAUUUAUUUAUUAGUGUAUAGUUAUUAGAUAGAUAAAUGUAUGUUGAACAA
Photinus pyralis (common eastern firefly) is the source of this 1735-nucleotide messenger RNA. Its product is annotated as solute carrier family 25 member 35-like. The record is from RefSeq and is a predicted model, not a curated record. The coding region runs from base 732 to 1649 and encodes 305 amino acids. The transcript is spliced from 5 exons. NCBI's taxonomy places the organism in Eukaryota, Metazoa, Arthropoda, Insecta, Coleoptera, Lampyridae.